Molecule: messenger RNA, 2373 nt
Organism: Carlito syrichta (Philippine tarsier)
Lineage: Eukaryota; Metazoa; Chordata; Mammalia; Primates; Tarsiidae
Product: nuclear pore membrane glycoprotein 210-like
Exons: 17
Cellular component (GO): nuclear pore
Source: RefSeq, a predicted model, not a curated record
AUGCCUAGAGAGGACUUUGUGCAGGUCGGGAAGGGCCCCACCAACAACACCUACGUGGUCCGCACAGUCAGCGCAGGCCUGACACUGCUCAGUGUGUGGGAUGUGGAGCAACCAGGCCUCUCUGACUUCGUGCCCCUGCCGGUCCUCCAGGCCAUCUCCCCAGAGCUGUCAGUGGUCGUGGUGGGGGACAUCCUCCGUCCGGCCACUGUUUGGACCAGCCUGGAAGAGCUCUCGGGAACCUGGAGCUCCUCGGCCAGCAGCAUCCUCCACGUCGACCCCAAGACGGGCGUGGCCGUGGCCCAGGACGUGGGGUCCGUGACGGUGCACUAUGAGGUCGCUGGACACCUGAGGACCUACAAGGAGAUUGUGGUCGGCGUCCCUCAGAGGAUCAUGGCCCAGCACACCCAGCCCACCCAGCCCGGCUUCCAGGAGGCCGCAGCCUCCAAAGUGAUUGUUGCUGUGGGAGACAGAAGCUCUAAUCUGAGAGGCGAGUGCUCCCCCGCCCAGAGGGACGUCAUGGAGACCCUGCACCCAGAGUCCCUGGUCAGCUGCCAGCUGCAGUUCAAGCAUGCCAUCUUCAACUUCCCCGCACGUGACGUCUUUACCGUGGAGCCAGGAUUUGACACUGCUCUCAGCCAGUACUUCUGCCGGGUCAGGAUGCGCAGGCUGACAGACAAGCAGCUGAAGCCAGUGAGCCUGAAGACCACAGCCCUGGUGGUCACUGCCUCCCUUCCCGGCAGCCACUUCUCUGCAGAGCAGGUCGGGGCCGAGGUGCCGUUCAGCCCGGGUCUCUACGAUGAUCUGGCUGAAAUCCUUUUGAGCAACCGCUACCCCAGCUCCGACGUCAAGGUCUUUGGGGCUCCGGAGGUUCUGGAGAACUUAGAGGUGAAAUCCGGGUCGUCGGCUGUACUGGCUUUCACGAAGGAGAAGACUUGGGGGCCGCCUAGCUUCGUCACAUGCACAGUCAGCAUCUCGGACCCUGUGGCAGGCAGCCGGGGGCCUCUGUCCACUGCCCUGACCUUCUCCAGCCCCUCCACCGGCCACGCCGUCAGCAUCCCCGUGGCUGUGGCCUUGGUGAUGGGCCGCCGUAGGCCUGGUCCUUAUGGAGCCAGCCUCUUUCAGCACUUCCUGGACUCCUAUUGAGUCAUGUUCUUCAUGCUCUCUGUCCUGCUGGCUGGGAUGGCUGUCAUGGUCAUAGCCUACCACAUGGUCUGCGCACCCCGAGAGCUGGCCGUGCCUGCAGCCCUCACGCCCCGAGCCGGCCCUGGGCACAGCCCCCACUACUUUGCCGCCUCGUCACUGACGUCCCUCAACACAUCGCCUCCUGUUCGCAAAGCCAGUCCCCCCUCAGGGCUGUGGAGCCCGGCCUAUGCGUCCCAGAACCAGGACCUGGAGCCCUCAGCUGAACCUGUGUGGUUAGAUGCUGAGACCGCAUGCGCUUUUGCAGGCCUGCUCAGUGCGAGCAGGUGUUGGUCUCUGCAGUCUGGGCACCUCGCCUUAUCCCUGCCUGCCUGGCUGGCAGCUCCUCAGGGCCCUCCACCCCCACCUGCCUUCAGGCGUGGUCCUGACGGCGCCCUGCAGGACUGUGCCAUCAGUGUCCUCAUCACAGGGACCACUGACCUUGCGAGAGUCUGCAAGGACCAGGUGAGUGGGUUGAUGCGGGAUGCUGCACCCACACGGGCUGCUGUCCCCACCAUCGUCAGGAAAGACUGGCACAGGGCCCCGCCAGGAGCCCAGGUGGAAAGGGGCAUCAUCCGGAGUGACCAGAUGAAGAGGUGGAGGGACGGAGGUCUGACCCAUGGCUGGUGUUGGUGUGGGGGCCACGCCUGUGUCCAGUCACCCUUCAGGGCCCGUGGGGCGCCAGGAAGACGACUACCCCCGCUUCUCCUAGACAUAGUGGAGAGGGCUCAGCAUCUGCCCGACUGGCUUGUCUCUGACGCGAUGCCCGUCUGCUGGCACAGGAUUUCCCGGGUCUCCCUGGUCUCAGGCCUGCCAGGUACUCAGGCAGGGGCCUCUGGGGACAAAGGGCACAGGAAGGCGUGGAACGCAGGGCCGUCCCUUCCCACUUCCUCCUCUUCGGGGUCGGGACGUCAGCUGCUGCCGUGUAACCAGCUGCUCCCGGGUCUCAGCGUUAAGCCAGCUAACGUCAACUAUUUCUUGAGAUUCUGGUCUCAGCUGCGAGGGGCUCUGUCCGCGUCCCCCUCCAGGUGGCCUGGGGAAGCCAUCCUGGUCCCCUGGGAGCUGUUUCAUAGCAGUCCCCUCGGCACCCACCGGAGCAGCAGAAGCAAAACAAUCAAGUCCAGGGUCACAAACAUGGAUGCUGAUGGGCCAGGUAGAUCUGCUGUGCCGGGGACUGGGGGUGAAUGCUGGUGA